GCCGACUUCCGGCUGCGCGGCGGUGGGGGCGUCCGUGAUGGCCGAGGAGAGACUCGCGACGAGAACUCAAUUUCUUGCAUCUGCUGAACCUCAAAAACCUCGACCAAAAAAAGCUCCAGAUUUUCCUAUUUUGGAGAAGCAGAACUGGUUGAUACAUCUCCACUAUAUCCGGAAGGAUUAUGAAGCAUGCAAGGCUGUUAUCAAAGAACAGCUACAGGAGACUCACGGGUUGUGUGAAUAUGCUAUUUAUGUCCAAGCAUUGAUACUUCGCCUAGAAGGAAAUAUCCAAGAAUCCCUAGAACUCUUUCAGACAUGUGCAGUUCUCAGUCCUCAGUGUGCUGAUAACCUCAAGCAGGUGGCCAGAUCUUUAUUUCUUUUGGGAAAACAUAAAGCUGCUACUGAAGUCUAUAAUGAAGCAGCUAAACUUAACCAGAAAGACUGGGAGAUCUGCCAUAACCUAGGAGUUUGCUAUAUUUACCUGAAGCAGUUCAACAAGGCACAAGACCAGUUGCACAAUGCCCUCCAUCUUAAUAGGCAUGAUCUGACUUACAUAAUGCUGGGGAAGAUCCACUUGCUGGAAGGAAACUUGGACAAAGCCAUCGAAAUUUACAAGAAAGCAGUGGAGUUCUCACCAGAAAAUACAGAGCUUCUUACAACUUUAGGAUUACUCUACUUACAGCUUGGCAUUUACCAGAAGGCAUUUGAACAUCUUGGGAAUGCACUGACUUAUGACCCUACCAACUAUAAGGCCAUCUUGGCAGCAGGCAGCAUGAUGCAGACCCACGGGGACUUUGAUGUUGCCCUCACUAAAUACAGAGUUGUAGCUUGUGCUGUUCCAGAAAGUCCUCCACUGUGGAAUAAUAUCGGAAUGUGUUUCUUUGGCAAGAAGAAAUAUGUGGCAGCUAUCAGCUGCCUGAAACGAGCCAACUACUUGGCACCCUUCGAUUGGAAGAUUCUGUACAAUUUGGGCCUCGUCCAUUUGACCAUGCAGCAGUAUGCUUCAGCUUUUCAUUUUCUCAGUGCAGCCAUCAACUUCCAGCCAAAGAUGGGGGAGCUUUACAUGCUCUUGGCCGUGGCUCUGACAAACCUGGAAGAUGUAGAAAAUGCCAAGAGGGCCUACGCAGAAGCAGUCCGCCUGGAUAAGUGUAACCCUUUAGUAAACCUGAACUAUGCUGUGCUGCUAUACAACCAGGGUGAAAAGAAGGGUGCCCUGGCCCAGUAUCAGGAGAUGGAGAAGAAAGUCAGCCUGUUGAAGGACAGUAGCUCUCUGGAACUUGACUCUGAGAUGGUGGAGAUGGCUCAGAAAUUGGGAGCUGCGCUUCAGGUUGGGGAGGCACUCGUCUGGACUAAACCAGUUAAAGAUUGCAAAUCAAAGCACCGGACUACUUCCACCAAUAAACCUGCCAGCAUCCAGCAGCCUCUGGGCUCUAAUCAGACUCUAGGACAGGCGAUGUCUUCAGCAGCUGCAUACAGGAAGCUCCCCUCAGGUGUUGGAGGAACAUCCCAGCUCUCAAAGCCACCAUCUCUUCCUCUGGAGCCAGAGCCUGUUGUGGAAGCAAGUCCAGCUGAAACAUCAGAACAAAUGAGAGAAAAAUAAGAAUAGGCUGACCCCAGAGUAGGGGUUUCUUAGAUGAAGAUGUUCCAAAUGGGGGAAGGUCACAUGACAUAAAGUGGAGGCCACCACUGUUCCCUGGCAGGCACCACAGAAUUAAAACACAGAAUGCAGAACGUGUUGCGAUGGUCAUGAGGAGCCCAAGGUCCUUCCUACCUGGCUGGUAGUAGCGUUUGAGGUAGCAGCCCCUCUAUUAGACCCAUAAGCCGGGAAAUAGGGAGAAGUCAGCAUGGACCGUUCCUUUAACAAGUAGGAGCAAGGCUUUUGAGACUAUGUAUGUAACUGCAAGUCAGCAAGGCAUAUGAUGCUGUUUCCUUUUGAAAGGAAACUUUUAUCUCCUGGCUGACUGACCCCUUCCUUUGUGCAAGAGAAGACUAAGAAAGAUGUCUGCUCAGUAGCCCUGUGAUGGCAAAGGCUUGGUUUGCCCGGGAUAUAUUAGUCCCCAAGGCAAACACAAAUCUUGUAAAAAAGCUAAGUUGAGUCCCAGCCUGAUGUGUAUCCCAACUACAUUUGCCCAAAGGGAAUCUAGAACAAGCUCUAUAUUUUGUUCUUGAGAGAGGUCAGAGUCUAGAAGCCAGAUCAUGUGAGUAUGAUAAGGAGUAGGAGCCAAGGGCUGGUCUAGUAUCAGCACCAAAGAUCUAAAAUAAAACAAAGGGAAGUGCUUUUUAGCCGAAUAAUUUUUAUUUAAGACAAUCAAUGAUAACCACUGACCAGAUGGUAUUGAUACAUUAUCUGUAUGUCCUUUUAAGAAUAAAGAUUAUGUAUUAUCAUUCUUUUGGGGAAAGUUGU
Messenger RNA from Otolemur garnettii (small-eared galago), 2401 nucleotides. It is a transcript of the gene BBS4, whose product is annotated as Bardet-Biedl syndrome 4. The transcript is spliced from 16 exons. Gene Ontology annotation, molecular function: protein binding. Bases 38 to 1597 code for a protein of 519 amino acids. The record is from RefSeq and is a predicted model, not a curated record. Gene Ontology annotation, biological process: cilium assembly; protein localization to cilium. Lineage: Eukaryota; Metazoa; Chordata; Mammalia; Primates; Galagidae. Gene Ontology annotation, cellular component: ciliary basal body.